AUGCACCUCCCAGAUGCCACCCUCAUAAUACCUCUAUAUGCCUCGCUACCGGCAGUGGUAAACGUGCCCAAGCAAACCAGCGAUAGCCCCUUCAUAUACUCACUCAAAGGCGAUCUGGUUGACGGCGUCCAGCCUGUAAACCUCACUUGGAACGCGACGACAAAAAUAGUCCAUCAUAACCAUAAACCUUCUCAAGGGAGAUCCGAAGAAUCCUGACGACCUGGAGACAAUCAUUGUUGGAUAAUGAGGGAUGGUAAGAGUGAAGGGUUAACAGUCACCUCGAGGACAGAAAGAGUAUGCCCAAGGGAUAUAUGUAUGGGCUCAAGAUUAGUAGCGAUGGAGAUGAGGGAUUUGAAUACAGUCCACCGCUGAAGUAGCGAGUUCCUGAGAGCAUGUUCACAAAGAUCCUGCGGUGAAGGGAGGUGAAUUCCACACAGCCGCCGCCCACCGAGAAGUGGAUGUAUUCUAGGGGGUGGGUGGAGUGGAGUAAGGGGUGUUUUUGAGGUAGUGACUAGCAGAUUAGAGAUUGAUAUUUGGAAUUGGUUCUGCUUGGAUUAAGAAGGUUGCGGGCCAAACUCAUGUUAAAUCAAGCUCGAUGGUUGAAAAAUGUCUGGUCAGAAAGCUGGAACAGGGGUCUGGGUUUGAGGGUGGAAUAACUCGGUUGACAGUCAAGACAUUUUCUGCCCAUACCCUGUGUUUACGGUUUGUAUGGUUUGUAUGGUAUUAUCGUUCGAAAUGCUGAUGCUGAGUAUGAAACCGGCCAAUGCUGGUACUGUAACCACCAUCACCCCACUCAGUCAUAAGGAUCAGCAUAUGACACUUGGUUGUGGGGGUGUAAUCAACGCCCAGCUAAGCUUUGGAUUUCCGUCGUAAAAUUAUCAUCUGGGAAUGCCCAUCGAACUCACAAAACAACAGAUCGGGAAAUCAUGUGACCCCCAGGAGGCACUGUACUCGAGUACACUCUCCACCGUAGUCGCGACGAAACUGGGCGGGCGACGAACAGGGGGGGGUAUCAACCCUAACCUGGAGGAUAAGGCAACGACAACCGUUCUAUUUUUCCGGUGACCAGACAAAGAAAUUACCACAACCUUGUUUCUUUCCUUUCCGACAAACACUCCACCCCAUUUCCCCUGGAUUUGAUCCCCAGGGGAAUUCAAAAUUCGGGUUUAAAUAUUUAAAGUACGAUAUGAGUUAAAAAGAAUGUACCACUCCUCCUCAAUGAAUUGAGAGUUUGAGUGUGUCACGGCCGUGUCCUGCAGGGCAGGAUUUGGAUUACCCAGUCGUGACUGGGCUUGAGAAUUCUUUCUCCUACGCUUGGCGGCUUGCUCAGAAUCUUUUUGAUCUCGUCGCCGUUUGAGAUCUGCUAGAACUUCGCCUUUCUCUAGAACACAUGCAGAAUCAGAGUUCAACUGCCGCCGAACUGCUCGAAGCUUUAUGGAGGAUGGGCUAUUGGAUGUAAUUGCCGAUAGCGCAUCUACAUAAAGGUCAUGGAUCGAUCGAGGAGUCGUUGGUGUUUUUGGCUGAUAUUCAAUGAGAUCGCGAGGGUUUUGCAAAACUGUGGGACGCGGCGGAAGAGGAUGGGAUGGUGGUGAUGGUAUAAUAAUCCCAGUAGUAGUAUGUUGCACUGGAGAAAGCAUAUUAGGGCACGCAUGGAGGUAUAGGGCAUAGCAGGGAUUUAGGGCUCACAUGUACGAGCAGAGUUUUCACUAUAAAGUGAACCGGUAGCUAGCAACCUCUAUAGAAAUGAUGAACCAGAACAU
Tuber melanosporum (Perigord truffle) is the source of this 1760-nucleotide messenger RNA. RefSeq lists its product as uncharacterized. The transcript has 4 exons. The record is from RefSeq and is a predicted model, not a curated record. The coding region runs from base 1 to 216 and encodes 71 amino acids. NCBI's taxonomy places the organism in Eukaryota, Fungi, Ascomycota, Pezizomycetes, Pezizales, Tuberaceae.